Molecule: messenger RNA, 471 nt
Organism: Knipowitschia caucasica
Lineage: Eukaryota; Metazoa; Chordata; Actinopteri; Gobiiformes; Gobiidae
Source: the annotation of a GenBank genome assembly
AUGGCCUCCUAUUUCGAUGAACACAACUGUGAGCCCACCAAUCCAGAGGAACAGUAUCGUCAAAAUGCUUUACUUGAGCUGGCCAGGUCCUUGAUGCAAGGAGUGGAUUUACUUGAUGCUGGUUUUGACUUGACAGAUUGGGAGCAGCGACUUCCUCCUCCUGCUGCUAAAGCUGCUGUUCAAACUCUACCUAUUGUUGUCAUUUCCCCAGAACAAGCAGAUAAAGGUCUAAAGUGUCCGGUUUGUUUGCUGGAGUUUGAGGAACAGGAGUCGGUUCGGGAAAUGCCUUGCAAACACCUCUUCCACGCAGGCUGCAUACUUCCCUGGUUAAAGAAGACAAACUCAUGUCCACUUUGUCGUCAUGAACUGCCGACCGACGACCCGGACUACGAGGAGUUCAAAAAAGACAAGGAGAGGAGACGACAGAGAGAGCACAGAUUGGAGGACCUUCACGGAGCCAUGUACACUUGA